AUGCCUCCCACCCCGCAGCAGUCGCAGUCAUACCACCACCAACGAGGAAUGCAGCCCUCACCGCAGCAGUCCAGCAGCCAGCCGAACGGAAUGCCUUCAUACGCCAGUCACAACUACAACACCUCAUUCGACGGCAGUCAGCAUGGCCAGUCCUUCGGCCAGCCCGCGCCUGCUCCUUACGCCCAGAGCUUCCCGAAUGGCCCAGUGUCGAAUCCGGGGUACGCGCGGAGCUUUGGAGACCAGGCGCAGAGGUAUCCCAUGCCAUAUGCGACCGAGAAGCCGCAGAUAUAUACUGCCGUCUACUCGGGCGUCAAUGUCUACGAGAUCGAGAUCAGUGGUGUCGCUGUCAUGCGUCGACGCAGCGAUGGCUGGUUGAACGCUACCCAGAUCCUCAAAGUCGCCGGUGUCGACAAGGGCAAGCGCACCAAAGUCCUCGAGAAAGAGAUCCUGCCAGGUGAGCACGAGAAGGUGCAAGGAGGUUAUGGCAAAUACCAAGGCACAUGGAUCAGCUAUCGACGAGGUCUGGAGUUCUGCCGUCAAUAUGGCGUCGAGGACAUUCUCCGACCGCUCCUCGAAUACGAUGUCCGUGCCGACGGCUCUAGUGGACCAGGACAGCAGGAGACACCAACCAAGGAGCAAGCAAUGGCUGCCCAGCGUAAGAAGUUCUACACCCACUCCAGCCUCGACCCGAGACAGAAUGGCACUCCAGGCUCAAACGGUACAUUCUUCUCCAACAUCUCACCUACUACAUCCGUCGCCUUGGCAGCCAUGAACAAGGCCGCUCGCAUGAACUCGCCAGCACCACGAGCAGGUAGCACGCCCAAGCCAGCCAACAUGCGCCGACCCUCGCAUCAAGACAACGGCCAGUCACAAAGUCAGCAAAGCGCUGCGUCAGAUGCCAAAGGUGCAGACUCGCGCUACAACACCCAGAACGGCGAGCCACCGCGUAAGCGCAUGCGACCCGACAGCCAGGACGGUAUGGGCCCUCCAAACCUACCUCUGGAUGCUUCGAUGAGAUCUGGGACGCCGACCGAAGUCAAUGAGAGCUUCUACGAAAACGCUUUGUUGCAAGAUGCUGUCAAUGGCAACGGCGAGCCGAUAGCACUACCACCACUUCCAAGCCCAGUCACCCAAGUACAACAAGAGAAGAUGAACAUGAUCUUGAGCCUUUUCGCUGAGUCAGGUCGAACGGAUUACGCCAGCCAUCCUGCACUUCAGGAGCUGUCAAAUGAAGAUUUGAACAUGCCGCUCGAUGCUUCUGCGAACAAUGCCCUCCACUGGGCCGCAACUCUCGCCAAAGCACCGCUGAUGAAGCUCCUCAUACAGAAAGGCGCCAGCAUAUGGCGAGGCAACGCAGCUGGACACACGCCUCUCAUCAGCGCUGUACUCGUCAACAACUGCUGGGAGUUUGCCAAUUUCCCGGAGCUGUUGGAGAUGCUCGGCCCGUUGAUUGAAGUCAGAGACAUGACUGGUAGGACAGUCUUGCACCACAUCGCCGUCUCUUGUGGCAUCAAGGGUCGCGGCGCAAGCAGCAAGUACUAUCUUGAGGCAUUGCUGGAGUUCUUGGUCAGGAUAGGAACCCAACCUAAUUCUACUGCCGCCAAGAACGUUGCUGCCGCCGCAGCGAAUAUGCAUUAUGACUCGCAACUGUCCAAUGGUGAUGGCUCCAGCCAAGACACUGCUGUUCCCGGACCUAGAGGACCAGUGAAUCUUUCGCGAUUCCUGUCACACAUUGUGAACGCAAGAGAUAAGGCAGGAAACACUGCCCUCAAUCUUGUGGCUCGCAUUGGCAAUCGCAGCAUCAUACAGCAGCUUCUCGAGAUCCAUGCAGACCCCAGUCUUCCAAACAACAAAGGUGUUUGCGCCAAGGACUUUGGUGUCGGUAUAGACGAAGACGAUGCUCCGAACCCAAGUGGCGGACUCGUGAGCCAGCAGUCAUCUAUGCAACCACCUCCGUAUCCAAUGCCAAACCAGGAUGCAUCAGACGCCGAAGCAAAGCCGGGCGCACCAGAAGUGAGAGCGGAGGACAUGGGCCAAGAAUUCAUUGCGUCUAUGACAUCCAUGCUUACGCAAAAUCUUGCCUCGCACAAAGAGUCUUUACGCUCGAGGACUGAGAAGAUCGACAAGUUGAACGAGCAGAUCCGCGAGUUGUCAGCACUGCAGAAGGCAGGUCUUGAGAAGCUCCAAGAGAUGAAAGAGCGGCUUCGCGUUCGAGAGGAGCGCAGAGCAAAGGUCGCUAACCUGCGCCGAGAAGUUGAGAAGAAGAAAACUGCGGCGAGGAAGCAGCAGGCGAACCACACUGGCCGAGCCAUCGAACUCGAGCCAGACUGGUUGGACCUACCUUCACAGACUAAUGGCCAGUCGAGACUGUCGCUCGCCGGCCGUAUGCCAUCACAAAAGGCGUUGCAGGCCAGACUUACCGCCUAUCGAGGUAGCAACAACAACCUGCGACAGCAAGCGGAAGAGUUACGGAGUCGAUCGAUAGAUCUUGAGCGACUGUAUCGCAAAGUGGUAUCGUUAUGCACCGGCGUGUCUGAGGACAAAGUCGAGGAAAGCUUACCUGCGCUCCUCGCUGCAGUGGAGAGCGAAAAGGGUGGUAUCGGCCAUAACGAAGUCGGCAGAGUACGGGAAUUCUUACGGCGGGUCGACACGAGCAAAGACUCUCAGGUUGCCAAGCUGGAUCCGAAUCGAAGUUACGACGGACCAAUGCUACAGAUCAACCCGACUGUCGUCGCUGCUGCGGAGCGUGCGGAGGCUGAGCGGAGGGCACAGGCGAUGAGACUGCCGGGUAUGCAAGGUCGACAGGCAGCAUAG
Messenger RNA from Fulvia fulva, 2814 nucleotides. Its product is annotated as Transcription factor SWI6. Gene Ontology annotation, cellular component: MBF transcription complex; SBF transcription complex. NCBI's taxonomy places the organism in Eukaryota, Fungi, Ascomycota, Dothideomycetes, Mycosphaerellales, Mycosphaerellaceae. The record is from RefSeq and is a predicted model, not a curated record. Bases 1 to 2814 code for a protein of 937 amino acids. Gene Ontology annotation, molecular function: DNA binding; transcription coactivator activity; protein binding. The transcript has 3 exons.